Paramisgurnus dabryanus is the source of this 1696-nucleotide messenger RNA. NCBI's taxonomy places the organism in Eukaryota, Metazoa, Chordata, Actinopteri, Cypriniformes, Cobitidae. The record is from RefSeq and is a predicted model, not a curated record.
AUGGGCUUCCAGUGCUCUGGGACUGAAGAUCAUCUGAGGAACUGCAGCUCUCCACAAACUCUCAACUGCAGCGCAACACAACAGCUGGCAAUCACCUGCCACAGUCAGAGGUCCAUCAGGUUGGUGGGUUCUGGUGGAGAUUGUGCAGGAAGGCUGGAGGUUUUUCACAAAGGCUCAUGGGGUACAGUGUGUGAUGACUCCUGGGAUAUUAAAGAUGCUCAUGUGGUGUGCAGACAGCUGCAGUGUGGAGUGGCUCUCAGUAAUCAGCCAGUACCAGCCUGGUUUGGUCCUGGUUCUGGACCCAUAUGGCUGGAUGAUGUGAACUGUGAGGGGAAUGAGACGUCACUGUGGAGCUGCUCUUCACGGGUCUGGGGACAUCAUGACUGUAACCAUAAGGAGGAUGUAGGAGUCGUGUGCUCAGAGUUUAAAGAGCACAGGUUAACUGAAGGCUGUGAAGGGAAUGUGGAGGUUUUCUAUAAUGGAUCCUGGGGUAAUGUUUGCAACAAUCAGAUGAACAGAGACACAGCGAGUCUGAUCUGUCAAGAGCUGAACUGUGGAAGAUCUGCCAGUGAACCCAAUUAUUCAGAUGCACUGAGAUCUCAGAAUUGGCUAAAUAAACUAAAAUGCAGAUCAGAUGACUCUACCCUAUGGCAGUGUCCAUCUUUACCCUGGGGAAUAAAUGACUGUGGUCACAAUGAUUCUGUCAAAAUCACCUGUUCAGACUUGUCAGUUUCUACAACAUCAGCUUCUCCUUCAGUUUCUCAGACAAACAGGAGAUCAGUGACUCCUCCACAAACUCCUCCUCUCUUCAAUCCUCCAGUGGUUGUGAUUGUACUGGGAGUUUUGCUCUUACUGCUCUUAGUGCCGCUGCUGAUACUGAUUCAACACAACAGAGAGAUGAGGAGAGCUCUCUCUAAGAGGAGAUACAGGACUCAGACUGAGGCAGUUUAUGAAGAGAUUGAUCACAGACACACAAACACACACAAACACUUCACUCGGAGAGGGAGUCUCAUCUCUGAAGAACAGCAUUCUGGAUAUGAAAAUGAAGAUGAACUUUUCUCAGCAGAACAGAAAUUCACACCAGGAUACUAUAAUGAUGUCAUCACUGUUGGACUGUCGGCAGAUCGUCAGACAGCAGAUGUCCCAGAAGAUUAUGAUGAUGUCAUCAUUGUCAGACAGAACAUUCAAGGUAUAAAUGUGGACGUGCCAGAGAAUUAUGAUGAUGUCAUCAUUAUUAGGCAGAACAGUCAAGGUAUAAAUGACUACGAGGAUGUGGAGGAGGAGUCAAAUUGAUCCAGCCCCACUGCCUAUAAAAUCAUAAGUGUCUGAAUUCUAUAAGGAGCUUAUGGGACCUUUAUUAUUAAUAUUAAAUCUUCAUUAACUUUGACUUCAGAUGAUCUAUUACCAAAAUUAUAUGCAAAGAAAAUUAUAAUAUAUUUGAAUCCUUACUAUAUUAGCUUAUCAUUUAUUAAUUACUUCAGGGGGGUAUUCUAGAAAGCUGGUUAUGUGACUUACCCGGGUAAGUUUAGGAUUAUGUAAGUGGAUAACCUCUCAUUUCGAUUCCAAAAAUGGAGGUAACUUUUGGGUUAUGUAAGUAACCAUAGCAACUGACUCUCUGAGUAUAACCUGCUCCGAAGCUAGGACGCAUAUAUUUUGCAUAAUAUUAUAAUGUUAAAGAAUUUAUAUUAUUACAUUU